Molecule: messenger RNA, 1968 nt
Organism: Gastrolobium bilobum
Lineage: Eukaryota; Viridiplantae; Streptophyta; Magnoliopsida; Fabales; Fabaceae
Exons: 2
Coding region: 1-1968 (655 amino acids)
Source: RefSeq, a predicted model, not a curated record
AUGUGGGUUCAAGAAUUGGCUGAAGAGUUUGGAUCUUUCCAACUUAGAAUUGAGCGUAAUUUUGAGGAGUUGCAAUCGAGGGUGGAUCAACGAUUCAUCGAUCAUCAAAACCAAUUCCUCGGCAUCAACACACAACUUCAACAAAUUCAUGCGGUGGUGGUUGGGGCUAAGGCUCGCAGCACAGAGCAAGUUCAUUCGAAGGGCGUCAAUGCAUCGUCUUCUACUGAGUCUGGAAGCAUGCAUCCACAACGCUUGGACCUUAAUGAUCCUUGCUCGUGGCUGAAAUCCGUGAGGAUGGAGCUUCCAAAUUUCGCUGGCACAUAUCCGAAUGGGUGGAUUUUUCGCACGGAGUUGUAUUUUGGGUUACAGCAAGUGCCGGAGAACAUCAAGGUUCGUUUGGCGGGGAUGAAAAUGGAGGGAUUGGCUAGUCCUUGGUUCCAAUGGUUGUUCAAUGGUGGAUCCAUUCAGUCUUGGGACGAUUUGAAGGUCGCGGUUCGUCAACGGUUUGGGGGUACUGCCUAUCAGGAUUUACGUGCUGUUCUUUCGAAGUUAACUCAGGAGGGGACAUUGAGUGAGUAUAUCAGAAACUUUGAGGCUUUGAUUAAUCAAGUCACUGAGUUUUCUGAUGAGGUGUUGAUGUGCUUUUUUGUCUCUGGAUUGUUGCCUGACUUGAGAAGAGCCAUCCAACUUCACUCUCCUACUUCACUCCAUCAGGCUAUGCAACUGGCCAUUACCUAUGAUGCACACUUCGUGGAGUUGCGUUCGUCAUUUUCUUCGGGUAGUAAGAAAGGUUUUGUGAAACAUGCUUAUAAUGUGGAACAGCCAAACCCGAUUGCUACUGUGUUACCUAACCAGAAGCCUGUGGUUCCUGCUCUGCCUUCUUCUUCUGUGCCUUAUUGCAAAUUGUCUCAUGAGGAGAUGCAAAAGAAGCGAGACUUGGGAAUUUGUUACACAUGCGAUGAAAAAUGGAAUUCUCGACAUAGAUGUAAGGGCAAACUGUUUCUGUUGCUUGGUGAUUCUGAGGAAUUGGACACUGAGGCAGAAGAACAGAUUGUAUGGCAACCUGACCCUGUGCAAGGGGAGUCUCAUGAAGCAGCCUUACAUUCCUUGGCAGGGAAAAACAUCCUAGGGCACUUCAAUUCCAUGUGGAGUUCAAAGGGAGGAAAUGGAGAGUUUAUGACAUGUGAUAGGAAAUGUAUGGGUGUGCCAUUAAAUAACCAAGGGUAUGAGUUCUCUGUGGAUUUGUGGGUGCUGGAGUUAGCUAAUUUGGGCAUUAUAUUGGGAAUUUCCUGGUUGAGUACUCUUGGCCGAUUUCUCCAUGACUACACUGAGAUGUCUAUGGAGUUUAUAUUCAAAGACAGCAGGGUAGUGUUACAGGGUGAACAUUCUGGUCUGUCCAAUAGAGUAUUGGAUACGAACUGUUUCCAUUUGGCAGGUGCAACUGUGUUUGAUGUCUCUCCCGAGUUAAGGGAACUGCAAUCCAAAAUUCCUGCUGCUAUAUGGGACAUAUUGGUGCAAUUUCACACUGUGUUUCAGCUACCAUCUGGGUUGCCACCACCUAGAGGUUGUGACCAUGCCAUCCAUUUGGAGGAGGGUGUGAAGCCUGUUAAUGUGCAGCCUUACCGAUAUGCACACCAUCAGAAAGGGGAGAUAGAAAAGCAAGUCUCAGAUUUAUUGGCUUCGGGCUUCAUUAAGGAGAGCAGGAGUCCAUUCAGUUCACCCGUUUUGCUUGUGAGGAAACAAGACAAUUCUUGGCGGAUGUGUAUCGACUAUCGGGCCUUGAAUAACAUCACUAUAAAGGAUCGCUUUCCUAUUCCCACAAUUGAUGAGUUACUUGAUGAACUCAAUGGUGCUAAGGUUUUCUCCAAGUUAGAUUUGCGAAGCGGAUAUCAUCAAAUCCUUGUGGUUCCGGAGGAUACAUCCAAGACUGCCUUUAGGACGCAUGAGGACACUAUGAGUUUUUGGUAA